GAGAGGAUCACAAGUUAGCGAUUGUGCGAGUCUCUCCAUGCCCAUUUGUAUGACGCUGCUGUAACUCAUCCAAAAUAGAACACCAAUCAUCUCCCUCUCUCUUCUUCCUGCAGCUCUCUCACUGCCAUCCAAAUCCAACCUCUUUAAUCUCUUGACAUCUCUCUCCAGUCUCUUGCCAUCUCUCUCCCCACAAUGGAAGGGACUCUUUUCCCUAACAGGCCAGCAUUUCCAAUCCCACAAACCAAACAAACACAAUCAAACCCACGCUUGAAAUUCAACCCAACAACUCUGCCUCUCCCUCCUCAUCCCCCGUCCCUUCCCUCUUUCCCUUUCGACCCUCUUCUCCAACAUCUCCUCCACCUCUCUUCACCGCCUCCUAACGCCAAUCACAAACCAAAGCCCAUCAAAUCGGCUCAGACCGGUUCUCUACACAUUUCUUUGGAUUGUCAAGAGCAACAACAAAUACAUGGGACCCACCUCAACAAAUCCACUUCAGUUUCAUUUCCAAUUAUUGCAAAUAACGGAGGAGAGGUUGUUCAAUCAACCGGUGACGCCCUUGAUUUUCUACCCAUAACUUGUAAGUUCAUGCUUAAUUCUAUUGUUCAACAGCCUAUAUCUAAUUUGAAUGCUUUCUUCGAUUCUGUAAAGUUCGACUUACUUGAAGUUGAUUUGGUCAGUCUCUUGAAAGGUUUAGAUCUAUCAGGGAAUUGGAAAAAAGCCCUUUUUUUGUUUGAGUGGGUUGUCUUGAAUUUAAACUCUCAAAAUAACAAAUUAGACGAUCAGGUUAUUGAAUUAAUGGUUAGAAUUCUUGGGAGAGAGUCACAGCAUUCCAUUGCAUCGAGGUUGUUCGAUGUAAUUUCCGUUGAGGACCACUGUCUUGAUGUCCGAGCAUACACAACAAUUCUUCAUGCAUAUUCUCGUACUGGGAAGUAUGAGCGGGCAAUUACACUGUUUCAACUUAUCAAUGAGAAGGGAAUCGCUCCAACUUUGGUCACUUAUAAUGUCAUGCUGGAUGUUUAUGGGAAGAUGGGUCGUUCUUGGAAUAAAAUUUUAAGUCUUUUGGAUGAGAUGAGAAGCAAAAGACUUGAGUUUGAUGAGUUUACUUGCAGCACCGUGAUAUCUGCUUGUGGCAGGGAGGGGUUAUUCGAAGAAGCAAAAAGGUUCUUUACUGAGUUGAAGUCUCGGGGCUAUGAACCUGGAACAUUUACUUACAAUUCACUACUCCAAGUUUUUGGGAAGGUAGGGAUGUACACGGAAGCCUUAAGCGUGUUGAAAGAAAUGGAGGAAAACAACUGCCCCCCUGACUCAGUAACUUACAAUGAGCUUGUGGCAGCAUAUGCGAGGGCAGGAUUCCAGGAGGAAGGAGCAGAAGUCAUAGAAACAAUGACUCGUAAGGGUAUAAUGCCAAAUGCCAUUACAUAUACUACCCUUAUAGAUGCCUAUGGCAAAGCUGGAAAGGAGGAUAAGGCUUUGACUUUGUUCAACCAGAUGAAGAAAUCGGGUUGUGUUCCUAAUGUGUGUACGUACAAUGUCAUCCUUGGGAUGCUAGGGAAAAAGUCACAAUCUGGAGAGAUGAUGGAAAUUCUGUGUGAUAUGAAAUCAAAUGGAUGUUCCCCAAAUCGUAUUACUUGGAAUACAAUGCUUGCCAUGUGUGGCAAUAGAGGAAUGCACAAAUAUGUGAACCGGGUAUUUCGUGAGAUGAAGAGUUGUGGUUUUGAGCCUGAUAGAGACACAUUUAAUACUUUGAUAAAUGCUUACGGUAGGUGUGGAACUAUGGUUGAUGCUACAAAAAUGUAUGAUGAGAUGAUUAAAGCAGGAUUUAUUCCAUGUGUUACAACUUACAAUUCACUUCUAAAUGCAUUGGCUCGACGAGGGGAUUGGAAGGGAGCAGAAUCAGUUAUUUUAGACAUGAGGAACAAGGGCUUCAAGCCUAGUGAAACCUCGUACUCUUUGAUGCUCCAUUGUUAUGCAAAAGGAGGAAAUGUGCAGGGGAUAGAAGGGAUUGCAGGUGAAAUUUAUGAUGGUCAUAUCUUUCCUAGUUGGAUGCUUUUAAGAACCUUAGUUCUUGUAAAUUUCAAGUGUAGGUCACUGAUGGGUAUGGAAAGAGCAUUUGAAGAAUUGCAGAAGAAUGGAUAUAAACCUGAUUUGGUUUUAUUCAAUUCCAUGCUUUCAAUUUUUGUGAGGAAUAAGAUGUACGACCGUGCCCAUGAGAUGUUGCACUUGAUUCAUGAAAGUGGAUUGCAGCCUGAUCUUGUCACCUACAACAGCUUGAUGGACAUGUAUGCCAGAGCGGGAGAGUGCUGGAAAGCAGAAGAAAUCCUCAAGGGACUACACAUAUCUGGUGGAAAACCAGACCUUGUGUCUUACAACACUGUCAUCAAAGCAUUCUGCAGGCGAGGUUUCAUGCAGGAGGCUAUACGAACUCUCUCAGAGAUGACAGCUAGAGGGAUUCGGCCAUGCAUUAUCACCUAUAAUACAUUUGUAGCAGGCUAUGCAGGGCAGGGAUUUUUCACAGAAGUAAAUGAUGUGAUCAGUUAUAUGAUUCAGCACAACUGCAGACCGAAUGAGCUAACCUACAAGACUGUUGUGGAUGGUUAUUGUAAAGCAAAGAAAUACGAAGGAGCCAUGGAUUUUGUGUCAAAAAUUAGAGAAAGAGAUGAUUUAUUUGAUGAACUAUCUUUGCGAAGACUUGCAUCUUGUAUUAGGGAGAAUGUGGAAUCAUGAUAAUGAUAAACCUUAGUUGUAUUCAUGUUGUUAAAUUACUUGGAACCGAGGCAGAUUUCUCAUGAUGUAAUCUUAAUCCAUUUCACUAUCUAUUUGUAAUUUACCUCUGGUAAGUCUUGUCAUAGUUUUAGGUACAAGUCGAAGUAGACGAGAUAUGAAUUCAUACCUGCCUUCAUGUCUGAAUCAUUGACAAUUUGUAUUGGCUGCAAGGCCGGCUUUACCAUGACGGUAUUAGUUUUUCUUCUUUUUGCU
This is a messenger RNA of Cornus florida, 2976 nucleotides long. RefSeq names its product pentatricopeptide repeat-containing protein At2g18940, chloroplastic. The record is from RefSeq and is a predicted model, not a curated record. The transcript has a single exon. Gene Ontology annotation, molecular function: protein binding. Bases 193 to 2724 code for a protein of 843 amino acids. Lineage: Eukaryota; Viridiplantae; Streptophyta; Magnoliopsida; Cornales; Cornaceae.